GUGCCAUAUAUAUAGAGAGAAGGGGAAACUCGACUCGGCACUCUAAAGCACACAGCCUCCGCGAUUGCAGUGGAACGAAGGGACGAAGCGAUCUUCCGACACCAUGAAACUUACGCUCUUCACAUUAUUAGCUUUGUGCCUAAUAGCUCUCUGCAGGUCGGCCGAUGAGGAAUACGAUUACGAGGAAGAGGCAGUGGCCGCUGUGACCCCAGCCCCAAGUAAACCAGCACCUGGUAGACUGGGAGGACUCUUAUCCUCGAGAGGACGAGUCAACGUCGGUGGAAGAAAAGCAACGCCGGCACAAUCUACGACCGCUAAACCAGUCGAGCAACAACCAUUGGAAGAGGAAGAAGAGGGUGAGGAACUGCUCGAGGAGAUUCACGAACAAGAGGAGAUCGUCACUACGACGACCGAAUCUUUGAAAAAGGUUCGAGGCGGUGUUAGACCUUUCAGAUCAAACGAGGAUCUGAUAGCCGCAUUGAAAAGGCGACGUGCUCAGACUGGACCAAGUACUCAUACUCGUGAAACCUCAGGUACACAAGCUCAAACGGAAUCAACGACUCUGAAGUCGAGAACGUCGGCGAGCGGUCGCAAUAAAGCUGGUAAUUCGGGUGGAGGAGAAUCAAGGACAACAACAGCGAGCCGUGGCAGAUUUGGUUCAUCGAGAGGUAAACCUGUUCAAGAAGAGGUCGAGGAAACGCAACAAGAAGAAAUCCAAGUUAAACCUAAACCUUAUCGUAGGGGAUAGAUAUCGAAAGGUUUUUAAGAAUCAUAAGAAAAGAAAGAUAAAUAGAGAUAGAGAUAGAGAUAGAUAGAUAGAUAGAGAGAGAGAGAGAGAGAGAAGGAGAGAGAAAUUCUUUCUCUUACCUAAUUUUCCGCAAAAGCAAACGAUCAAAGUUUCUCUAAAGCGUAAUAUAACAGCAAGAAACGAUCUUUAACUUCGUCCUUGUCCACGUGUCCUUGACCUUGCCUUUUGCUUUUGCGUAUUAUAGAAGUAGAUAAUAUUAAUUAACCUUAAGUUAAAUUCAAAACGAAACAAGAAGACGUAACCUAUGGAAGAAAAGUAAAAAAAUGAAACAAAAAAAAACAAAAAAAAAAAAAACAAAAAAAAAAAAAAUAAAUAAAUAAAUAAAAAACGAAACAAAAAAAGAAUAU
Vespa mandarinia (Asian giant hornet) is the source of this 1155-nucleotide messenger RNA. RefSeq lists its product as uncharacterized. Lineage: Eukaryota; Metazoa; Arthropoda; Insecta; Hymenoptera; Vespidae. The record is from RefSeq and is a predicted model, not a curated record.